AUGAACACAAAUGGAAAUGCCGGUUCACAGGAGGGUGGAAAUGGCAAUGAGUACGGUAGUAGUGAGGAAACCGCAGCACUGCUGAGCCGUGCACCACCGCCUCCAGUUGUUGUUGCGGCUGGAUCACAGGGAAAACCCGUAUUAACGCGCCAGGAUCGUGCAACAUUUCUCGUUGCAUCACCACAGUUAUCGGUGUCUGGUCUUGGCGGGUCGGAGGAGAGUGCGACAAAUGAGGAUCCAUCGACUAGAUCAGUACCGGAUAUCGAAUUGCACUGUCGUCUCGAUGGUGACAAUCAGCAUCAACAAUGCACAUCACAUCAUCCAACCACCACUCUUUAUCGCACCAGACAGACAUCGCAUCAGUACAACCGUUGCCGAUGCGACAGACGAGACUCCCUCGCACCCUCAUCUGCCCUUCAUCUGGCACGCAGCGUAUCCAGGGAAAGCGUCAAGAGCGGCUACCACUGCUGUCCGUGUCAAGCACCACCACCACCAGUUCUCGUGACUACAUCACCCAGUGCACGGAUUAUUCGACAGAGUUCACAGCCAGAGGCGUCUGCAUGCUGUUGCUCGGGUUCAUGCUGCCCCCUGCAUGCAGGUGCUGCACCAAGUGCAUCACUCAGGCAACUGCGUGAGCCUGGCGAUGGAAUCGCGGGAAUUGCCGCUGAUUCGCUCAGGAUCAACGGUGGAAUACGACAGUUUCGGCAGUUUCCCUGGUGGUGGUGCAAAUCGUCGACAUCGACGAUGGCAACGACACCUCCGCCGCCGAUUGCCGGCUCAGCAACGGCUUCUGGCUCUGGUGGUGGGGCCCAGGGUGUCGUACUCUGCCCGCGAACGCUGUCACAGGUGCGUCGUUCCAAGCUCCGGAGAGCCCUCACCGAGGCAACCGCCGAGACCGUCAGCUACGUCAAGACGCUGCGGAAGCCAGUGUCGACACUUUCGAUCCCCGGGGCGAUGAGAAGCAGCAGUGGGACCGGAGGUGGACAAGGUGGUGGUGGUGGUGGUUGUGCCAGUGGUGUCUUGACUAGUGCCGGUGGUGAUGAUGCUGGAAUUGCCCUCGUCGGUGUCCACUCGGAAUAUCCACGCUACAUGGACGAGCGUGGAUUGGGUGGUGGACCCAUGAAGAUAGCACCAUCGGGCAGCAUUGGACCUGGCUCAAAACACAAGCCCAACGUUGGCUACAGACUUGGCAGGCGAAAGGCACUAUUCGAAAAGCGCAAACGCAUUAGUGAUUAUGCCCUUGUCAUGGGAAUGUUUGGCAUCAUCAUGAUGGUGAUUGAGAAUGAGCUGUCAAGCGCUGGAGUUUAUACCAAGGCCUCGUUCUACUCGACUGCACUGAAAACCCUGAUAUCUAUGUCUACUGUGAUACUGCUUGGCCUCAUAUUUGCUUACCAUGCCUUAGAAGUACAGUUGUUCAUGAUUGAUAACUGCGCCGACGAUUGGCGAAUCGCAAUGACUUGGCAACGAAUAUCCCAAAUAUCCAUGGAGUUGGGGAUAUGCGCAGUACAUCCAAUACCCGGUGAAUACUACUUCCUAUGGACGACCAAAUUGGCCAACAAGGGUGGUGAUAUGGGCUCCCAAUGGGUGCCCUACGACGUAACCCUCUCAUUGCCAAUGUUUCUACGCUUGUACUUAAUCUGCCGUGUGAUGCUCCUCCACUCAAAAUUAUUCACAGAUGCGUCAUCGAGGAGCAUAGGGGCCUUGAAUCGCAUAAACUUUAACACCAGAUUCGUUUUAAAGACUCUCAUGACCAUCUGUCCGGGCACUGUGCUCCUCGUUUUCAUGGUAUCACUGUGGAUCAUUGCGUCGUGGACGUUGCGCCAGUGUGAAAGGUUUCAUGAUGAGGAACAUGCAAACCUGCUCAACUCAAUGUGGCUCAUAGCCAUCACGUUCCUCAGCGUCGGCUUCGGUGACAUUGUACCUAACACGUAUUGUGGACGCGGCAUAGCCGUAUCUACCGGUAUAAUGGGAGCAGGCUGCACAGCUCUGCUGGUCGCUGUGGUCUCCAGGAAAUUGGAACUGACGAGGGCAGAAAAGCACGUGCACAAUUUCAUGAUGGACACACAGUUGACGAAAAGAUUGAAAAAUGCAGCGGCGAAUGUACUGCGGGAAACGUGGCUUAUAUACAAACACACGCGUUUGGUGAAACGGGUUAAUCCGGGUCGCGUGCGGACGCAUCAGAGGAAAUUCCUCCUGGCAAUUUAUGCACUCAGGAAAGUUAAAAUGGACCAGCGGAAGUUGAUGGACAACGCCAAUACAAUAACAGAUAUGGCAAAAACUCAAAAUACAGUGUACGAAAUAGUGUCGGACAUGAGCACGCGUCAGGACUCCCUGGAGGAGCGUCUAGUGAGUCUCGAGGACAAGUUGACAUCCCUCCAAGAGCAACUAGAGAUGCUACCAGAGGCCCUGACCCGUUGCUUGGCCCAACACGCCGAGCGAAUGGAGCAACGACGUAACUUUCUCCAUCCAGACACAGCUGUUGUCCUAGCAGCGACCCCCAGUGGUGGCUGUGGCUCAGCCAGUGGUAUCGGCAAUAAUCUCACUGUCGGAAUGUCUGGAAAUCUGAGUUCAGCUGCUCAUCAUCCACUGGCAAGCCUAUCCAAUUCACCACUACUGCCACACUCGAGGAGUGUACCAAGUGCACCAAGCACAAUGUCCCUUCAUCCAUGGCCAGCGAGUCCAGUACUGCCACCAGUAUCAAGCAGAACACCACACCUUGUACCAGACACUGGAGGUGGUAAUACGAGACAGCCCCAGCAGAUGCAACACACACUAUCAACCUCAUCACAGUCAGCAACACGACUCACUACCCAAGCUGGCAUGGGUGGUCUUGGCACGAGUCAGGGCUCAGAUACGUCACCACACAGCUGA
Messenger RNA from Diachasma alloeum, 2871 nucleotides. RefSeq names its product small conductance calcium-activated potassium channel protein 2 (gene SK). Gene Ontology annotation, biological process: potassium ion transmembrane transport. The transcript is spliced from 11 exons. Gene Ontology annotation, molecular function: small conductance calcium-activated potassium channel activity; calmodulin binding. The record is from RefSeq and is a predicted model, not a curated record. Gene Ontology annotation, cellular component: neuron projection; neuronal cell body; plasma membrane. Bases 1 to 2871 code for a protein of 956 amino acids. NCBI's taxonomy places the organism in Eukaryota, Metazoa, Arthropoda, Insecta, Hymenoptera, Braconidae.